Messenger RNA from Habropoda laboriosa, 3220 nucleotides. It is a transcript of the gene Top3alpha, whose product is annotated as DNA topoisomerase 3-alpha. The coding region runs from base 29 to 3181 and encodes 1050 amino acids. Gene Ontology annotation, biological process: DNA topological change. NCBI's taxonomy places the organism in Eukaryota, Metazoa, Arthropoda, Insecta, Hymenoptera, Apidae. Gene Ontology annotation, molecular function: DNA binding; DNA topoisomerase type I (single strand cut, ATP-independent) activity; zinc ion binding. Gene Ontology annotation, cellular component: chromosome; nucleus. The record is from RefSeq and is a predicted model, not a curated record. The transcript is spliced from 11 exons.
UAUAACCCUACUAGAAUAAGAAACAAUUAUGUUGUAUUAUAUUCGUUAUACUCGUUUUAUCAUAAAUGUAUUUAAUACUGUAACAUUAAGCUUAUGCGAACCAAAGCAGUAUUGUCAAUUUCUCAGAAGACAUAAUAGUUGCGUUAAGGUCAUGAAUGUCCUUAAUGUUGCGGAGAAAAAUGAUGCCGCAAAAAAUAUCGCGAGUUAUUUAUCACGUGGUACUUCUAAACGGAGAGAAGGUUUGUCCCCAUAUAAUAAAAUUUUUGAAUUCAGCUCAUAUUUGUGGAAUCAGAAUUGUAAUAUGAUCAUGACUUCUGUCUCUGGUCAUUUGUUGAGCCAUGAAUUUGUUGGGAUAUAUCGUACUUGGAGAGGUUGUCAUCCGUUAAGUUUAUUUGAUGCACCCAUAGUAAAAUCUUGCCAAGAAGAGAAUUCUAUCAAGAUUAAAAAUACUUUGGAAAGGGAGGUAAAGAAGUGCAAUGCGCUAAUUAUUUGGACAGAUUGUGAUCGUGAAGGAGAAAAUAUAGGUUUUGAGAUUAUUCAAGUGUGUCAAGCAGUUAAACCCAACAUUCCUAUAUAUAGGGCAAAAUUUUCUGAAAUCACACAAAUAUCGGUAAAUAGAGCACUCCAGAAUCUCUGUGAACCAAACAAAGCAGUCAGUGAUGCUGUUGAAGUACGAAGUCAAUUAGAUUUAAGAAUAGGUGCUGCAUUUACAAGAUUUCAAACACUGAGACUUCAAAAAGUAUUUCCCAGAACUCUUACUGAUAUGCUGAUUAGUUAUGGUAGUUGUCAAUUUCCUACAUUAGGAUUUGUAGUUGAAAGAUAUUUAGCUGUAGAAAGAUUUAAGCGAGAGCCUUAUUGGAAAAUAAAAGUAACGGAUAUUCGUGAUAAUAUUUCUGUGAAAUUUAGAUGGGCAAGAGGAAGAUUAUUUGAAAAAUUGCCCUGCGAGGUUUUUUUUGACAUCUGUUUAGAACAGCCUAAUGCCACUGUACAAAAAGUGUUAAGUAAGCCUAAGAGUAAGUGGAGGCCGCUGCCAUUGGAUACAGUUGAAUUGGAAAAACAAGGCUCUCGCAAACUUCACUUAAGCGCGAAAGAAACUAUGAGAAUCGCGGAAAAGUUAUAUUCCCAGGGUCUUAUCAGUUAUCCGCGUACAGAAACGAAUAUAUUUCCGAAAGAAUUAAACUUGACUCCGUUGGUGAAUCAACAAGUGGAUAAUCCAGCUUGGGGUAAUUUUGCACAACAGUUGUUAGAAAAGGGUUUGAACGCUAGGGCAGGGAAGAAAAGUGACGAAGCUCAUCCUCCUAUACAUCCAACAAAAUAUACCAAUAACUUGCAAGGUGGUGAAGCUAAAGUUUAUGAAUUUGUGGUGCGACACUUUUUGGCUUGUUUGUCGAGUGACGCGAUAGGCCAUGAAACAACGGUAGAGAUCGACAUAGCUGGAGAAAAAUUUAUUACCAAUGGUUUACAAAUUAUUGAAAAAAAUUAUCUGCACGUAUACAUAUAUGAGAAAUGGAGUGAUAAAGAAAUUCACGUGUAUCAAGAAGGGCAGAUUUUCGAACCAACCAGUAUAGAUAUGGUUCAGGAGGAAACGUGCCCGCCAACAUUACUAACUGAAGCUGACUUGAUUGGUUUGAUGGAUAAGUACGGUAUCGGUACAGAUGCUACUCACGCGGAACAUAUAGACACGAUAAAAUCGCGUCAGUAUGUGGGUUUGACGGAUGGAAAAUAUUUGAUACCUGGCAAACUUGGGAUCGGAUUGGUAAUGGGAUACGAUAAUAUGGGAUUUCAAAUGUCGAAACCACACUUAAGGGCUGAUUUGGAAAAGGAUCUUAAAUUGAUAUGCGAUCUGCAAAAGAUUCCAAACGAUGUUUUAGAAAUUCAGAUAAAUAAAUAUCGCGAUGUGUUUAAAAAAGCGUUAGAACGUGCUAAUUUAAUCGACAACGCUUUAGCUGAUUACCUCGGUGAGCGACCAAGUGAAACAGAAGAAGUGGAAAUUAGUAAUCCGCCUGAAGAAAUUGUUGUAUUUAAGUGUCCAAAAUGUGGCUUAGGCAUGACUCUUAAAGAGAGAAAGCAAGGCGCGGGAAAGUAUAUUGGUUGCAUGGGAUAUCCAGCAUGUACGAACGCAAUUUGGUUCCCUCAAAUCAUCGAAUCUGUGGAAAUUUUGGAUGAAGUUUGUUCACAAUGUCCGGGAAAUGUGCGUAAAUUGAAGUUCAAAUUACCAAGAAACGCGUUCCCUAUUUAUGGUACUAGUUACACGACUUGCAUAGGUGGUUGUGAUUCUAUGUUUAACGAAUUGUUGAAUGUAAAGAGUGAAAGUAUUAAAAGUCAAAGUGGAAGAAGCGAUAGCGGGUAUCGUAGUAUGUUGGACGGGACGACAUCGACUGCCGUUUUAAAUCCACCUCUAAUAAAGAACAACGAUGCUCCUCGUCCGUCGUCAGACGUUAGAAGUACUGUACCUGUAGGGGUUGUUCGAAAUCCGAAUAGUAAUCGUAAUAAUAGAGGCGGAUCAAGUAAUAAGGGAAAUGCGAAAAGAGGAAAUCAUUUGAAAAACGAUAGAAAUAAUGGUGAAUCUGUGAAUAGUAGUGAAUUAAGAUUGCUAAGAAAUGAAGAGAAUAAUAGAACAUGGGGCAACAUCGAUAACGAUAAUACCAUUACGUGUAAAUGUAACGAAAAUGCAAUUGAAUUAAGAGUAAGGAAAGAAGGGCCGAAUCAUGGAAGAUUAUUUUAUAAAUGUGCAAAACCUCGAGGGAGUGAUUGUGAUUUUUUUCUUUGGGCACCUGAGAAUGCACAUGAAAUACAAAACACCCGUAGAGAUACAAAUCAGACGUUAACUGCAAACACGAGCGCAGGUUCAAGUACUCAUACUAAUUACCACAGAGGUGCAGCUACAGCAUUAAAUAGUGACGUUAAGUGUGAUUGUAACGAAAUGGCAAAACAAAGGAUUGUACAGAAAGAUGGCCCUAACAAAGGACGUUCGUUUUAUUCUUGUCCUAAAAACAUGAACGAGUCUUGCAAGUUCUUCCAAUGGGCAGAUGAAAGCAACGAAAAAAGAAAAGCAUCGAAAGGACAGAAAACUGAGUAUUCGCAAAAGAAGUCUCGAGUUGUUACUGGUAAGAGAAAAUGUGGCAUUUGCGGAAUAGAAGGACAUACAAGAAAGACUUGCCCUGAAAACGCAAUGGAUUGACAAAAAGAAGUGUAUAUAGAAUUAAUAAACUUACAGAGG